Messenger RNA from Vicia villosa (hairy vetch), 4107 nucleotides. RefSeq lists its product as uncharacterized. The record is from RefSeq and is a predicted model, not a curated record. Gene Ontology annotation, molecular function: zinc ion binding; nucleic acid binding. The transcript has 4 exons. Lineage: Eukaryota; Viridiplantae; Streptophyta; Magnoliopsida; Fabales; Fabaceae. The coding region runs from base 2812 to 4104 and encodes 430 amino acids.
CUGUUGAGGGAAAACAAGGGGAGGUAGCAUGUGGUGUAAAGAAAUUGGAAUAGAUCUGUUUCCCAUUAUUAAUAUUUAAAAUGGCAUUAGCACUAGCACGUGGGUUUGUGGGCUGAAAAGGGAAAAUAGGAUUUGAAGAGGAUCUUAUGUCAUUUAAUGGUGCAAAUUUUUCGGUGGGUACUUGAAGGACAUCUAACGGUGCAGAUGGGUUCUCUGGAGAUAUGGUAGGGUUGGUACUAUAAGUAGUGGAGUUAGGUUUUGGUUUUUGUGUUUCACUUCCCUCUGUUCCACGAGUUACACUUCUCUUUGUCUCUAAAACUUCUUUUUGCACUUCCCUUGUCAUAAACUCAAGAUCUUGUGUUGAAACUUCAUCCCACAAACCUUCUUCUCUAAUAUUAUCUCGAAUGGGUACCAUGUCUUGCUGCGGGUCACCACCAUGAUAAGCUCUCAACUGUGAAACAUGGAAGACUUAGUGGAUGCGAGAGGAGAUAGGUAACUGAAGCUCGUAAGCGAUGGGGCCGAUACGACACGGAACCUUAAAAGGUCCAAAGAACUGCUUGGAGAGUUUUUGAGAUGUUCUUCGGUGGACAGAAGUUUUACAAUAUGGUUGGAGUCAAAGCCAGAAAAGGUCUUCUACUGCCAAGGGAUGAAUCAAGAGAAGGAAUGCUUGCAUGUCCUUUGAUGUAGUCUUUGACUGUUGGAGGCUCACGUCCAUAUAGCGCUUCAAAGGGAGUCAUUCGAAUAGAUGAGUGGAAUGUGGAUUUGUGCCAUUAUUCUGCCAAAUGAAGAUACGUGAACCACAUUCGCAGAAGAUCACUCGUAAAACACCGAAGCUCCUUCCAGAAGGCACGCGAGAAGAAAGGAUCCCUGUCUGAAAUGAUGGACUUAGGAACACCAUGCAAAUGGCAGAUCUCAAUGGAAAAACGUCUUGCUAAGUCUUGAGGUUUAAAAUUAGUAGGCAAAGCCACAAAAUGGAUGAACUUAGACAAUCAAUCAUAGACAACCCAAAUAACUGGGUGUCCAAACGAUGUUGGGAGUAAGAGAGAAAGGAACCAUUUGGGGAGAAAAGAAGAACACGUGAAAAGAGGAGAAGAGAAAGAGGCAAGAACGUGAAACCGGAAGGAGAGCAUUCAAGAGAUUCAUCGAGGUAAGGGAGACUCUUCCUUUUAGCAUCUCUUAUGUGAUCUUAGGUGAUAGGUAGAUUGAUGUAUGGUUUGAUUCAAUUAGACAUUGGGAUUGUUAGGUUAGGGUGUUCUAAUUUGGAUUGAAUUGAUGAUGAUUGUGUGAACUAUUUGGUUAAUAAUGCGUUAAAUGAUGUUUUUGUGGUGUGUAAUUGAAUAUAUGAUGAUUGUAUGCCUGUAUGUGAUGUCUGGAAUCGUUUUUGGGUGAAAAGGAUGUGAAAUCGCAGGGUCUGUCGCAGACUGGGGGUUUGCUGAAAUUGCAGGUCCGCUGAGCGGAGGGGGGUCCGCUGAGCGGAGGUCCCAACGUAGUUCGCUUCUGUUUGACGUCGCUUGAGGUCCGCUGAGCGGGGGUUGGAAGGGUUUCGCUUCUGCCUUGCUCCGCUGAGCGAACCUUGCUGUGUGUGAAUUUUUCCAAACUUCAAAAUAACGUAUCUUUUGAUCCAUGAAUCAUUUCUUAGUGUCGUUUUGGGCGUUGUGCAAGUAAUUAAAUGUGUUAUAUGAUGAACGAUGAAUAUUGGUAUUAUCCGACCUUAUUUCUUUAAAAACUCGAUUUAAUUACUUGAUAAGAAUUGAACAUUGUGUGCAUAUGAGAUAGGUGUGACAAUGUGUUUGAUGUGAUGAUGAAUUGGUGUGAUUUGUUAUUAUGAUUGUGAUGGAUGCAUGACUAUUUGAAUGAUGUUGAAAACAUGUACAUACUUAUUCGGUGAUGUGGUGUUGAGAUGAGUUGCUCAUCGUGAUUUAGUGUGUUUUAAGUAUGUUAUAUGUGUUUCAUUCAUUCAUGUGCAUUGAUGUUGGAUCCCGGUGAGGUUUGGAUCGUUGGUGGACAUAUUUCCCAUUGUGUGGAAAUUGUGUCGGUGGGCCGUAUCUCGAUGAGGCGUAGAUCGGUUAGGUGGAUUGAUUCCAUGGUUUAUUGGUACCACAUGCAUAGUGUCAGUUGUGUCAUAUGCAUUUUGUCAUAAUAUGAUUGUAUGGAUUUCUGUAGUAUGUGUUGUAAUCUAUUAUUGUGUGAAUUAAUAAUGGAUGUGAAUCUGAAUAUGUAUAAUUGGGUGAACGGUAUAUUAUGAUGCUUGUUGCUUAUGAAUUGCAUAAUAUUUACUAAUUGAGAAUGAGACUCACCCUUACAUGUUGUCAUUUUCAGAUUGAGGAGUAGCGGCAUUAGUGCUUGGUGAGGAUGACUCAUAGAGUUUAUCCGUUUAUGUUGGGUCGUGUCGGUCAUGCUCUGAUCCGUAACACUGGGGAACGAUAGUUAUAGAGUUUUUAUGAAAUUAUCUGAUUUAUUUGGUGUUGGAUUAUGAUCCCAUUUUGGUUGUAUUUGAUGAUGUUUCGUAUUCCGCUGUGUUAAACAUGAUUGUGUUUUGGGUGAAUCGUUUCCUAAUAAAGCAUGACUUUGACCUUAGUUGAUUUAUUUGUUUUAAAUAAUUGUGGCACCCUUGUGCAUAUGUUUUUACUCUGAUUAAUUAUUAAAAUUGCCGCGGGGUUUAGAAGGGUGUUACAAUAGUGGUAUCAGAGCAUAGUCGGUCGUUUGAGUCAGAGUCUUAGUGUCAGUUAAUCCCUCGUAUGCGAAUAGUGUAAGGUUGACACUAUCGAUACUUCUUGUUCUAAUGAAUAUUGUUUGAUAUUUAGCAGAACAAUGGCCGGAAGAGGAGGAAGAAAUGACGAUGCAAUUGCUGAGGCUCUGGGCAUGAUUGCUGGUGUACUGGGAGGGAAUGUCAAUGGAGCUGGUAUUGGUGCUGACAGGCAGCUGAACAGUUUCCAGCGGAACAAUCCUCCGUUGUUCAAGGGCACACAUGAUCCUGAAGGUGCUCAGAAAUGGCUUAAGGAGAUCGAGAGGAUUUUCAGAGUCAUCGAUUGUGCUGAGAACCUGAAAGUGAGGUAUGGUACUCAUAUGUUGUCCGAAGAAGCUGAUGACUGGUGGAUGGCUACCAGGGCUGAAUUGGAUGCUGAUGGUGUAGCUAUCUCCUGGGCUGUGUUCAAGAGAGAGUUUCUGAGGAGGUAUUUUCCUGAAGACGUUCGAGGUAGGAAAGAGAUUGAAUUUUUGGAGCUGACUCAGGGUAAUAUGACGGUACCAGAGUAUGCUUCGAAAUUUGUCGAGUUUGCGAAGUACUACGUUCACUACAACAAUGACGAGGCUAGUGAAUUCUCAAAGUGCAUCAAGUUCGAGAAUGGUCUUCGUGAUGAGAUCAAGCAAGGAAUUAGGUACCAGAGAAUUCGGCGAUUUGUCGAUUUGGUGGACUGUAGUAGGAUCUUCGAGGAGGAUAACCUUAAGAUGAAGUCAUCUCACUCUCGCGAGUUGGUUGACAAGAAAGGUAAGAAGCCUAUGGAUAGAGGUAAGCCAUAUGGUAGAGGAAAUCCUAGAACUGGAGAUUGGAAGAGGCCUAGUGGGGGAGAUUCUGGUGCUCCCGUUAGGUGCUACAACUGUGGAGAGACUGGGCAUAGAAGGAAUGAGUGCAAGGGUGGAGAGAAGAAGUGCUUCAAGUGUGGUAAGGCGGGUCAUAUUGCUUCAGAUUGUAGGAUGAAGAUUGUGACUUGCUACAAUUGCGGCGAAGAGGGUCACAUCAGUCCGCACUGCACUAAACCGAAGAAGGAUCAGGUUGGUGGAAAAGUCUUUGCCUUGUCUGGGUCAGAGACUACUCCAGAAGAUCGUCUAAUUAAAGGUACGUGUUUUAUCCAUGACACACCUUUAGUUGCUAUUAUAGAUACUGGAGCGACUCAUUCGUUCAUUUCAUUGGAUUGUGCUAAACGAUUGGGAUUAGAUAUAUCUGUUAUUCAUGGAAGUAUGAUUAUUGACACUCCUGCGUCGGGUUCAGUAACUACUUCUUCUGCCUGUUUGAACUGUCCUGUUGACAUAUUUGGUAGGAAGUUUGGAAUGGACUUAGUGUGCCUUCCUCUUGAAGGACUUGACGUCAUAUUGGGAAUGAACUAGUUG